Messenger RNA from Rosa rugosa (rugosa rose), 360 nucleotides. Its product is annotated as classical arabinogalactan protein 25-like. NCBI's taxonomy places the organism in Eukaryota, Viridiplantae, Streptophyta, Magnoliopsida, Rosales, Rosaceae. The transcript has a single exon. The record is from RefSeq and is a predicted model, not a curated record. The coding region runs from base 1 to 360 and encodes 119 amino acids.
AUGGCCUUCAUGGUCUCACCUCUGCUUUCCUUUACUUCAAAAGCAUCUACUAUCACAGCCUCACCUGCAUUGUUCACUACUCCUCAUCCAUCUUCUGUCCAAGGUUUGCCUCCAGAUAUAGCUCCACUUUUGCCAUCUGCUGGUCCUAUGGUGCCUAAUACUCCAGCUGAUAACUCCAUACCCACCAUUCCUUCCAAUCCAAGCCCUCCGAAUCCGGAUGAAUCGGCUUCACUCGGACCUUCUUCUGCAUUUUCGCCUUUGCCGGCGUCCUCAGCCACAUCUACAGACUUAUUUUGGACUUUAAACUUGGCCGCUUUUGCAGGUGCGGCAGCUUACGUAUUGGUCUCUGCAGCUUCUUAG